CAACAACACAAGAAGAAGAAGAGAGAAUACAGAGUUCUAGCGAAGCUAACGUGUAUUUAAAGUUAGCAGGGCUCAAUCAUUUAAAACAUUAAUUAUAAUCAGACACAUGAUCAUUAUCGCGCUUUGAAUUGCAGGAAUAUAUAUACAUAAAUCAACAUGGCGCAUCUAGGACUCUCUUGGAAGAUCAUCAAUGCGAGUUCUUUCGCUGUAAAUACCCUGGCCACAUAUGUGGUCGGUGCCUCAAAGCACUCUGCGGUGAACAUACUUGGUGCUACCUUUGUGUCGAACCAAUCUAUCUCCGCCAAGUAUCCCACGCUUGUCACCCCCAGCGGGUACGCUUUCUCUAUUUGGGGACCCAUCUUUCUGCUAGAGGGAGCUGCCACCAUAUACGAUGUUUUCGUGGCCAACAAUGCCGAGAAGACCCCCUCAGGCACCACCGUCACAGCUCUAUUAGGCGAGAGCAGUGUGUACUGGAGUGCAGCAUGUCUCUUGCAGGCGUCUUGGGCUUUCAUCUUCGGUGCUAACCGCAUUGUGGAGUCAACAGUUGCUAUGAUGGGAAUCGCCUACUGUAUGCGUCAGGUGUAUGCUACGAGUGCGGCAAUCCAAAGUGGCGGUGAGAGCGGACUGACAGUGCGCAAUGUAACGCUCAGGCUGACGCAACUGGCCUUCUCGCUGCACUCCGCCUGGGUGAACUGUGCUGCUAUUAUCAACGUCAACAUGGCUGCUAACGCUCUUGGACUUUCCUACGAGGCUCAGAUGUACAUAGCGUGGGCUAGUAUGUUCGCUGCUGUCGGCAUCGCUCUGUACACCACGUACAAGUAUCAGGAUCCUGUACCUGCCAUUGUAACUGCUUGGGCACUUAUCGCGAUGGGCAACAACGACACAACGCCAUACAGUGCUGUCUACGUUGCUCUCAGUGUAGCGAAAGCGCCAGUAGACACAUUACAAGCACAGUACACAGUCGCCGGCUAUGCCGUAGGAUUCUUCGGUGUAGUGCAAGCCGCUAUACCUCUCCUCACUAAUUAAUCAACUUGAGAAGAAGCAAACGCUUGUCAUGACUUCGACCCGGGUAAUUGAAUCUGUGUUCAAUAAAUAAGAUGAAUCGACAAAUAACCUGUACAAGGUGGUAAAUAAAGGAAGGGAUGUAAUAUCGAGAUCGACACCUGGGUAGGUGCCUGGGAUUUCUUCCUUUGAGAAUGAUUGGCUAGCGUGUAUUGGGUAUGAGUAGUUGGUCGUUCAGUGAGUUAGCAUAUUAGCACAAUGGAAAGCUGUGCUGUGGGGUAUUAUUUGCACAGACGAGUGCUUUUGAAUUUCGAAUUGAACCGGUGCAGUGUUUCCAUUCCAAAGGUAUAUUAUUUCUACUGCACUGUACUGUCUAGUACAACUACUUUCAUAUGAGGUCACAGAGAACUGUUUCGAUAUUUUGGGCAGCGACAACUGUGUUCGAACUUAAUUUUCUUCGAAAAUUUGUGAGCAUACUAGAGAUAGCUACAAUAACAAAGGGGGAUUUGUAGCCAAGGGUGGCCGUGGUAUGUUGUACUCUGGGAACAAACGUGUUCGAUAUUGAGAUGCGUAACUACUUUACAGCUACCCCGAAAAAAAUACACAUUUAGAUACAUCCUUGUGAAGUAGCCGGCGAAGCAAUUCAGCCCCUCCAAGGAAUUUCGAAGAUCACCGGUCGAUACCAUGGUAUACUGGAUGGCAAAGGGUGACUUGCAAGGGAUUCUAUGAAAUACGCAUACCAACUACAAAUACGGGGUUCAUCAGUUCAUCAUCACCAGCAAUUAAAUAAAUUACU
This is a messenger RNA of Sphaeroforma arctica JP610, 1798 nucleotides long. RefSeq lists its product as hypothetical. Bases 157 to 1026 code for a protein of 289 amino acids. Lineage: Eukaryota; Ichthyosporea; Ichthyophonida. The transcript is spliced from 5 exons. The record is from RefSeq and is a predicted model, not a curated record.